This is a messenger RNA of Parascedosporium putredinis, 1404 nucleotides long. NCBI's taxonomy places the organism in Eukaryota, Fungi, Ascomycota, Sordariomycetes, Microascales, Microascaceae. The record is from the annotation of a GenBank genome assembly.
AUGCUCAACGAACUUCUACCCGAGGACCUCCUCGAUACACGAGCCAUUAUUUUCAUCGCGGUCUCUGCAACUGCCUUGCUUGGACUUUAUCGGCGAUGGAGAGCCUCGCGAGAGCUUAGGUUGCCGUUUCUGAAAUUUGAAGAUGGUGAUGAUUCGAGGCAGAGAUAUGUAGCGGAGAGCACCAAGCUGCUGAAGCUUGGCUACGAAAAGUAUUUGAAACAUGGCCAAGCAUUUGCCAUGCGCAACUACAUCGACGAACUCGGUCCGCAGGUGUAUUUGCCACUCAAGUACUUGGAUCAGUUCAAGACCGCGCACGAGUCCAAGCUCAGCUUUCCGUAUUUUUCAGAAUUGCUCUUUUCUCAAAAUGAAAUCGGCAUGGCCAAAGUCACGGAGGAGGCGUCGCACGUUAUGCGGACGGACCUGAUCCGCAAUUUGCCUGCCAUUAUUGCCGGGGUCAAGGAUGAAUGCUCUGUAAUUUUCGACAAGAUGAUUCCGCGAACCCCAGAUUGGACCCCUGUAAUCCCCUACCCCAUCUUCGCCUUCGUCAUGGCACGCCUCUCAGCCAGAGUCAUCGCCGGCCCCGAACUCGGCAGAAACGAGGAAUGGCUCGGCAUCUGCAUCAGCUUCACGCAAAAGUCCAUGGAAGCCGCCCACGCCCUCCGCGCCUCGGAAAAGAGGCCGCAGUUCAACGAUGGCGUGCAGUGGCUCAUGGAGCAUUACGAUGCGCAAAACCGCAAGCUGACCCCGGCGAUCCUGGCGGAGCACGAGCUGUUCUUGGCCGUGGCGUCGAUCCAUAGCAGUUCCGCCAUUGCCCUGUCCAUCUUGUAUGACCUGCUCGAUGAUAGACGUCAAGAUGCGAAGAAGGAAAUCCUCGAUGAGAUUGCGGCGAUUACCAACGAGUACCCGAGCUGGACCCGGCCUGCCGUGGCCAAGCUCUUGAAAUUGGAUAGCUUUAUGAAAGAAAGUCAGCGGCUUCACUUUAUGGGACACGCACGCGUCACACGUGCGGCUCGCGUACCCUUCACCUUUGGCGACGGCCUCCACCUCCCCAAAGGCACAAUGGCUCAGAUCCUCCACAGCGGCCCGCAGACCGACCCCGAGUUCUACGAAGACCCAGAGACAUUUGAUCCUUGGCGAUUCCUCCGCAAACGCGAGACCAUUGACCCCUACAAGUUCCAGUUCGCGAGCCUGUCCAACGUGGAGACUACGUUUGGCGCGGGCUUCCACGCGUGCCCGGCGCGGAACUACGCCGCUGAUACCCUGAAGCUUGUUCUUGUGCAUCUGCUGACGACGUACGAUAUCAAGUAUGCCAAGGAGGAGCAGAGACGACCGGCAGAGACGUAUCACGAUAAUGCUACGCUUCCGAAUUUCGCCACACAGCUUUUGUUUAAGAGCAAAGCCUAA